CUGAAACGAAAGGAAACAACAGCGGUGGAAAAGCCUGCAAUUUAUUUAUUUAUUUAUUUAAGUCAUAAUAUUACUUUUUUUUUUUGAUGUGAAAAUGGCAAACGAUUCUCCAGUAUCAUCUCUGGAUAAAAUCGAUUUCUCUACUCUCGGGGACCCUGCAGGGAUCUUUGAACUAGUGCAGAUGGUGGGAAGCGGCUCAUUCGGUCAAGUGUUUAAGGGUGCACAUGUUAAAUCAGGACAGUCUGUGGCCAUCAAAGUCAUUAAUGCAAAGGGGGCGGCUCAGGAGGCGCUGAAGUCUGAGAUAAACCUGCUGAAGACCCAGUCUCACCAUCGCAACAUCGCCACGUAUUACGGCGCUUUCGUCAAGAAAGACACACCUCUUAUGGGAGACCAGCUGUGGUUGGUGAUGGAGUUCUGCGGCGGCGGUUCUGUCUCCGAUCUGAUUCACAGCACAAAAGAAAAGUGUUUAAUUGAGGACUGGACGGCCUUCAUCAGCGGAGAAAUCCUCAAGGGUCUUGCUCACCUCCACAAGUACAAAAUCAUCCACAGAGACAUUAAAGGGCAAAACGUGCUGCUGACUGAAUCUGCUGAAGUGAAACUGGUGGACUUCGGCGUGAGUGCGCAGUCGGACAGCACCAUAUGUAAGCAGAAUACGUUUAUCGGGACUCCAUAUUGGAUGGCACCGGAGGUCAUCGAAUGUCAGGAAAAUCCUAAUGGUUCUUACGACUGUAAGAGUGAUGUGUGGUCACUGGGCAUCACAGCCAUCGAGAUGGCAGAAGGAAAACCACCUCUGUGCGGUGUGAGCCCCAUGAAGGCGAUGCUCUCGAUAGUGCAGAAUGAAGCUCCGACACUAAGUCCGGGCAAAUGGUCAGAGAAUUUCCAGUCCUUUAUCAAGGGGUGCCUGGUGAAGGAUCACACACGGCGUCUGAGCACUAACGAGCUGCUGGUUCAUCGAUUCAUUUCCAACAUACAGAAACAGAUCCGCGGAAUCCGCCAUGAGAUUGUAGCACACAUGAACAAGCACAAAGAAGAAAAAAGGCAAGCUGAAGAAAGAAGAGAAGCUCAGCGAAUGGAAAAAGAAAAAGAGAGCAUUCUGGCCGAGUCACCUCCGAGGAAAGGGGUUCUGGGACCACGGAUGUCUAAUCAGGACGAAAGAGAGCUCAAACGCAAACUGGACGAGGAGCAUCUAAAGAGAAGGCAGUGGGAAAGAAAUAUUAUCAAGUCUGAAAUGCGGCGACAAUACAUGUUUCAACAGCAGCAGCAGCAGCAGCAGAACUCCCCAGCGUUUUAUCAUCAAGACCUGAUCACUGAUAAUCUCGCUGCGGACAAAAAGAACCUUUGCAACAACCAUCCACAUGCUCAGAAGAUUCAUCCACACUCGCCCAACCUGCAAAGGAGUCAACCGGCUUAUCCCUCACUUCCAAAAACAAAGUGCUGCUAUUCUGCUCAGCCUCCGAUGCAGCAACAGAGCAGAAGAUCACCCAGUAGCCCGAUUCCGGUGCCUCAGAUCUGCAUCUCACCGCAGAAUGAAACUGGCAUAAAACUGAGACGCCAAAGCCCAGAUUCAGCAAAUCACGACUCGAGGAAUUACAAUUCAUGGAAUGCUGAUUUGGAUCAUGAAUACAGGCGUCGCUCGGCCUCGUCCUCGCCCUGCCGAAGAGGACAACGAAGAAACUGCAAUGAUGAAAAUGGGAGCAACCUGAGAAGCAAUAUGCGGAGAUUCUCCGGCAGUCAUGAGUGCGUGAUGAACUCUGGGCAAAUUGAUUUAGCUGUGUCCGCUCCUGAAAGCUCACUUCAACACAUGAUAGGCCAUCGACAGCGCCGCGUGUAUUCUGUACCCUAUUCAAACUUCCUUGGUGUUCCUCAGUCAAAUCUCCUGCCAUCGGUGGCCUAUUUGGAGGAAAUGGAAAACAAUAAAAAAGGCAGGAGGCAUUCUUCACAUAAUGAUCUCUCAAGUGCAUGUUUGGAGGAUGACCUAGGUAGUUUAAACAUGAACAGAAAAAAUAUCCCCCACUCAAGAUCCACAAGUGGCCAGGACUUGAUAUGGGCUAUACAGGAUUUGCCACAGAAAAACAAGCAUGGUUUUGUUAAUUCAGUGAAGUCCGUUAUUAGAAGCCUGGGGCUUUCACCUCGUGGAUCACCACGUCAAAGUCCAGGUUCCUCCAGAUCUGCCUCUCCAAGCCUCAGCCCUACACCUUCCACUCCCAGCGAUUCCCCCUUCAGUCCCCCUGUAGAAUGGCCUAUUAGACCUUAUUAAGCACACACACUUCCCCUUGGUUUCUGUGUAAAUAACUUUUUGCUGAACUUUUUUUCCGGGCUACAUUGACAUUGACACUUGGAUGUAGGUACCUGAUAGCAUCUUUUGUUAAAAAAAAAAAAAAAGAGAGAGAGAGAGAGAAGAAAAAGAAAAAAAAAAGCAUCAAAUGGCCUUAUUUAUUUGUUGGCCUAGCCAAAGUUUUUGUAAUUUUUUUUUACUUAGACUGAUCUAGAUACUUUCAUACAUUUUUCUUAAUAAGUCAUUCCCAGAAUGCUAACAUCAUUGCUAAGCUUCACCACAGCCAAGUGCUAAUUUUUUCACUUUCUAACUUUUUAUCACAAUUUAUACUGUUAUCAGUGUAUCAUGUACGUAUUACUGUUAGCAUUUGAUGAUCAGUUUUGUGUUUUUUUUAAUAUAAUUAUUACUCUUUCAGAAGUAGGCAUACAGCUACAGUAUAUCAGUCAAAACAGAACUGGAUUUGGGGUUAUGUUGAUUUAGUCUUUUUAUUUUUUAGUACUAUUCUGAAUAUAGCACUUUUAGUUUUCCAAAGAUAUCUAUCAGGGGAGCAAUAUGUACAAUUCAUUAUAUGUUUUUUAUUAUUUUUUAUUAUUUUUAAGUUUAGUACCACCUUUGUCUUACCUUUUAAAAAACAACAACUAACUGUGAAUUUGUAUUUUGACCAUGAAACUGUAUUAUUGACAUAUUGACAUACAUUGUGC
Molecule: messenger RNA, 2976 nt
Organism: Pangasianodon hypophthalmus (striped catfish)
Lineage: Eukaryota; Metazoa; Chordata; Actinopteri; Siluriformes; Pangasiidae
Gene: tnika
Product: TRAF2 and NCK interacting kinase a
Exons: 14
Coding region: 95-2257 (720 amino acids)
Biological process (GO): protein phosphorylation
Molecular function (GO): protein kinase activity; ATP binding
Source: RefSeq, a predicted model, not a curated record